This is a messenger RNA of Onychostoma macrolepis, 3509 nucleotides long. RefSeq lists its product as uncharacterized. The transcript is spliced from 9 exons. The coding region runs from base 493 to 1311 and encodes 272 amino acids. NCBI's taxonomy places the organism in Eukaryota, Metazoa, Chordata, Actinopteri, Cypriniformes, Cyprinidae. The record is from RefSeq and is a predicted model, not a curated record.
AGUCUUAUAAUUAAAAAAAUGCAGAAUUCUGACAAAAAUCUCAGUACUGUAUGUAUGCUUAGGAAAGGGCAUGUACAUUACCAACGUGAUCUCACGAGUAUCCGCAUGUGUUUUACGUGUGGUUCUACCGAGCGUACAUUUACUUGCGUUUGAACAGACACUGCAACAGUUUCCUAAUGACCCCAAGACCACACUUUAAAACCAUUUCUGUCAUGUAUAAUCAUUACUUUUCAUUUAAUAUUUACUUUGUUUGCCGUGGGACACAAAGGGUGUUUUCUACAUCAUACUGACAACAGAAGCAUAAAAUACACCAAGAACGCAAUAUAAUUACAAAAGGAAUUUAUUCUUGUGCUGUAAUCCACAUCUUCAGAAUCCACACGAUUGUGAGGAACUGAAUCGAAUUCAAGCUGAAGUCAAGCGAUCAUAAACAUCAAAUCCUGCGCUGGUUGCACAUUUAGUGAAAUCAAGUGCUCAUAUAUAUACAGAAAUCACAUGACAUGUGUAUUUGACAGUGGGAAGACGAGAAAUCUGACCACCCCUUCAGAACUCAGAAAACUUGCAUCUGCUGCUCGAUGUAAAAUACACAAAACGAAAGGCUUUCAUAUGUCUUGUUAUCAUGAUGGUAAACCCAUAUGUUGUGACACGCCGUGUGAAUGUGAUCUGAAUCUGCUGAAUGCAACAUGUACAAUGCAAGAUAAAAGCAUGGAGUGCAGUUGUGCAGGGAGCGCUUCCGCUGAUGAUCCAGUGCUUCACUCUUGUUUUAAAAACCUCCACAAAACUAGCAGCAGAGCUUGUGAUAUUAAGGCUGGUGAUACUUGCUAUAUUUCUACUGGGGCAACAGAUGGAAAAGAACAAGAACGAAAAAGCAAACAAGUGUCCGAUGAAGACAAAAAAGAAAGGAAAGACAACAAUGUGACACCAAAACCAGAUAACCAGCCUUCAGCCAACAACAAUACCUUCUGGAUAAGCAUUAGUGGCAUUAGUGGCAUUAGUUUCAUUGGUGGCAUUGUCCUCGGCAUUUUUCUCAGCUGGUUAUGCUGCUAUUUGAAUCGAAAGUACUCUAUAUGCGGUUCAUGCAGUGAAAACCAAAAGAAACUUGACCACAAAAGAAAAAAAGUUUUUCGGAGGAUAAAGAUAAAGAGUCAAAAACAAAGGAUGACAAGGAGGACCCAGAAGAAAAUAGAGAAGAAGAAUGUAACCCAUUUCUUCCACAACAUGAACAGUCAGACAGGGAGAAGAACAUGCAGCACAGGAUUUCUUCAACUUCAGAAUCAGAAGCUUCUGGCAGCGCAGACAGAGAUAGGACUAUAACACUAUACUGACCAUCAGCUUUAUAAUUGUGCAUUGUCACGGUUUUAUUGUAACAGUUUAUCUCUGUUUAUUCAGUAAAAACAACAAAAAAAAAAAAACUGUCAGUUGCAAAUGAAAUAUUACUGUGUAACAGUUAUGGACCUUUUUUUGUUUCUGUUCUCUUUCCCCGUUUAAUUCUGUUCCUCAUUUUUUUCCAUCGUAAUUAUUAUUUGCAGCUGUCCUUCGUUCAUUAGCCUGAUUAGAUAUACUCUGUUUAGUUCAGUUUUCUGGCAGUUAUUUGCUUUGCUACACCUGCUCCUGUGGUUUCUUGUGGAUUUAUUUUCAAAUGAGAAAUACAGUGGCGUUCCUCUUUCCUUUUGUUUUUAAUGGAUAUACCUGCUGUUCAGCUCCUAUGCCUGGAGCAAGAGGGUCUCUCCCUCCAGAACCACACGAGGGAAUAUUUAGAUCUUGCCUAUGUAACGUCGGAUUAUGUCACCUUCUAUUAUGUCGGAUUAAACAACUCCACUAAGGCGAAACCGUCAGGGGAUGCAUCCUCGAGGGAGUUUCCCUGUGUUUGUGGAGUGGGUGCUGGUGAACGAUGGUCUGCUGCGCUGAGGAGUACUUUUUAAAAAAUUUGAAUUUUUUUAUAUAUUCCAUUCAUUUUCAUAAUUAUGCUACCGUGCAAAAGUUUGGGGUCUGUAAGAUUCUUAAUUUUUUUUUUUUAAGUAUUCUUUUGAAUGCCCACAAAGGCUGCAUUUAUUUGAUUAAAAAUACAGUAAUUAUGUGAAACAUUAUUACAAUUUAAAAUAACUGUUUGAAUGUAUUUUCAAAUGUAUCAAUCAAUCAGUCAUUUUAUUACGGUCCUCACAGACGUUUCACAAAAAUAAAUAAAUAAACAUAAUUACCAAAAAAGGUGUAGGCCGAAGCCGUGCUUAUUAUGCCUACCGUUUGUGCAUAAUGGACGACACUUUUCACUAAAUUUGAUAAUACAAGAUAAACAACGUUACAUAAAACAUUUCCCAAAAUGUACAUACAUAAUGCCAAAUAUACAUAAUAACAAAAAUACACAUUCCAGCUAUUACUUCAAUAUUUUAACUAAUUCAUUCAGAAUUUAUUAAUAGUGAGUCAUAUAAUUAUGUAUCACCUUUGUUACAGCCCAAGCCUUGUGGGUUUAGUGUUUAUUGUUUGUUUUUCUUUUUUGGUGCCGGUUUGGUUGGUCUUUCCUUCCCGAGGUUAAGCACCGCACCUGCAACCGGUUUUGUAGUUAAAGAUUUUUGUCUAAUAAAAUGAGUGAUCUGCCUUUUUGGCUCACAUGUCUGUUUAUGUUACGAGAACCCUUCUUAAACGAGCACUUUGAAAACGGGGUUUUUCUUAAAUGUAAAUGUAACUUAUUCCUGUUCCAUUACUCCAGUCUUCAGUGUCACAUGAUCCUAAUAUGCUGAUUUGAUGCUCAAUAAACAUUUCUCAUUAUUAUCAGUGUUGAAAAAAGGGCUGCUUACUAUUUUUGUGGAAAAUAAGAUUUUUCAGGAAGAGGAAUAGAAAUGUUCAAAAUAACAAUUUUUAUAACACUAUAAAUGUCUUUGCUGUUACUUUUGAUCAAUUUAAUGUGUACUUGCUAAAAAAAAGAGAAUGAAAAAAUAAAGAAUCAGACUUUUGAACGGUAGUGUGCAUCCUUUAUUUACCUUUUUUCAACGACCCAUCAUAAUUGCAUCUUUUUCUGUCUUUCAGUUGGUGAAUAUGUAAGUGAGGCACUUGAGUCAAGCAUUCUAAUUAAUGUAGCCUAGCGCGCGCCGGCUCAGUGCAGCGACUCAAAACCGCUCGUCAAUGUCAAAAUGUCUGAAAUAGCCAAUCAAAGUGCAGAAGGCAGGAUUUCCUGUUCAGACGCUUGAACGCGAGCUGAGGUAAGAUGUAAGCAGCUAAACACACAUGACGAGACGAUUCAGCAAUAUUUAACAGUUUACGAUAAAAAAUUUUAAACGACAGACAGAUAAUCAGGUAACCAGGAAAUAAGGCAACAUGACGAGACUACGUAGCGAUACGUGCAAACAAUACUCGGCAGUUUGAGAAGGAUCUGAGUGGGUGUAAUAUAGUGUGUGUGUGAUUGGUUACAGCUGUGUGCAGUCAGUGCAGUGGAUGAUGGGGAAUGCAGUCCAGGGUGACGUGUAACAGUCUGUGUGGUGUGAGAGUCAAUAUGACGGAGGGGCGACCUCUGGUGGCAA